UUUGGGGCCAAGAUGGAAGACCAGUGCCUCAGAGCUGUGCUGUGGCAGGACAUGUCAGUGAACCUGGCCUCCACGCUGCUGCACCAGCUCUCAGAGAGGGUCAGUAAAUCCAACAGUCAGCUGUUGGACAGAUCGACUCCACCCAUCAGAAGCAGUCCUGUUCUGAAGGUGAACGUGGACCCACUCCGUUCGUCCCCACCUUCGAGCUCCCAGGAACCUCCACAGGAAACGCAAACCAGCGUCAGCAGAGAUCAAACCACAGGUUGCUCUUACUUCUACAGGUGUCAUGUGUGCGGGUUUGAGACGGAGGGGCGUGCCCUUUUCCAGAGUCACAUGACGGAACACCGCCAGUGGGAGCACGGCUCCUACUCGCUGCACUGCUGCGUGUGCGACCACUCGACCAAUCGGGAGGCAGAGAUGAGGGCUCACGCCGACACACACAUACAGGGCGACUCAGGAGCCAGUGGAGACAUGAGAUGCCCCAUCACCCCUCUUGCCGCCGCCACCGCCGCCGCAUCCAGCAGCACUCCGGCAGUUGCCAUGGCAACCCAGCCGGAGAAGAGCACCUCUGAGCAUCGCUGCCGCAUCUGCCAGAGGUCGUUUCCAGGGCAACAGGAGCUGCUGGUUCACUUCCAGGGUCAUCGCCAAGGCAACCAGUACCGGUGCGACCGGUGCGGCCACCUGACGCGGACAGCCAACAAGCUGGUGGAGCACGUUCGCGUGCACACGGGGGAGCGGCCGUUCACCUGCGACCUCUGCCCCUACAGCGCCAAGCGGCGGGACAGUUUGCGCCUGCACUGCAAGGUCAAACACGCCGCGCACGUUAACGGGAACGCGGCGGAUGCGCCCGGGGACGUGCACACACACCGGUCGUACGUGCACGGUGACAAUCAGCGCUCAAACAAACACGUCCAGCGGCUGCACACACCGCCCAACACGCACACUGCUGCAGCCUCCUCCUCCUCCUCCUCCUCCUCUCUUCCUCCUCUUCACCCCUCGCUCUCUGACCGGGCAGGAUGGAGGGAUUUGUCUCCUCUCCUCCCCAUCACGACACUCAUCUCUCUGAAACCACGCUCUCCUUCUUCACCCUUCUCCUCCUCCUCCUUCUCCUCGUCUUCCUCCACCAAACACUCCUUUCUCGGUUACCUUGGUCUGACAACUUCUUUAUAAAUGUUUUUUUCUUUUUCUCCUCCUUUUCCCUCCUCUCCUCCUCCUCCCCUCCUCUUCUAUCCAUCCUCUGGACUGUUGAUGGAUGUAAAGCUCUGUAAUGUAUCCAAGGUACUGUCACUCAACACUAUGUAUGAGAAUGUCAAACAGCUACUGUUAUGCUCAAUGCACUGAAAACACACAGAUAAGGAACGUUUUGAAUUUAUUGAACUUUUGCAUCAUGCUCGUGGUUUUGCUGCAUUCCUGCCUGCUUUAGCUUCAUAUAAUCACUGAACUCUUAGCUAUUUAACUGUGUGACAUAUUUAUUGCCUGUCUCUCGUGUCCUUCUGAAACCCUGCGUUUAAAAAUCCUCCUCUUACACUCAUUUGCACAAAAAAAUAUGAGACACUUUAAUAUGAAGAUCAUUUACUGUUUUGUUGUAGAGAAAGUCUUCGUCUUUUAUCGACUCCUAACGUUUUCUGAACAGAGAUGUUCAGUUUAUUAUCACAGAAGACCAGAAAAUAUUCUCCUUCAAACAGCUGGGAUCAGGAUUUCUUUGGUAUUUUUAUCAAAAUUGUUGCUGAAUAAUUUCUAAUAAAUUUAAAGUAUUAAAAUUCAUUAUAUCCAUUUCUAAACGAGAAUCACUGCUGUCUCUUCCAUCGUGAGGAUUUUUAAGGGUACAGGGUUUCUGGGAGACAAUGAUGAUAUUUCUAAUAUUUGUGUUGUAUAUUGAUAAUGUAUUUGUGUUUACAUAACCACACGGGGCUCCUGAGAGUCGAAAAUGUCUUAAUUUAAAGUUGCACUAUAUGUAGUUUUGCUGAGAUAAAAAAAAAUAAUAAUAAUUUUAGAAAACUUAACCUUUUUUUUUUUAAACACUAUUCACAAAAGCAGAAAGUCCAGUGAAAGUGAAUGUGGACCAGUUGAAAACCAGUUUCCCUGCAGCUUCAGUCCAGGGAUCCAGUUUCCUCUCUGAUUGUUAUCUGCUUCCUAAAAUCUAUAUUUUAAUCAGUAACAUGAAAACAGUGAAUUAAAAAACACGGAUGCAGGAUUAUUCCGUGUUUACGUCACACACGACGGAUGAUAAACCAACGGAAACGUUUCCACAUUUGCGACUUGUGAGCGUUCACGUCGUCGAACUGCUCACGAAGCUCGUGUGAUACUAAACUACAUCCAUUCAGCUUGGGUUUCGUUACACUGAACAUCCAUGUUUGUUUGGUUUUCAGGCACAAAGUGACAUGAAAAUGAGUCGCGAUCUGCUGCAGGUAACGCUGCCUUACUCCUGCUCAUGCAGCUGUGUCACAUCUGUAAACUAAACUGUGGCUGCAGCUGUAAAACAUCAGCAUCAAAAGAAUGAAUUGAAAGCUAACUCGCUAGCUAAAGUGAAAAGGCUCCUCAGCUGUUAACAGCAGGAAUAAAUAACAGGAACAUUUGCUCAGUCAAUCAUCAGGUUUUUCAUUCAUGUUUUUCAUACUCGUAUUUUGGUUGUGAUGAGCAAAAGGCCGAGUCUGGUUCCAGGUUCCAGACCUGAAUCUUCCGCCCGUGUCUCAGACUUCGUCCAGUGAUUCAAAUAGUUCUGGUGUUGUGAUCAUUGACGGCUGUUUCUUCAGCUGGAAAAACAACUGUUCAACCGUCCUCCAAGAACGAGGACACCCGUCUUCCUGUGCCGGGGGACGGGGAAAAAAAAUGCAGACAAGUGCGACUGACAUCAGUGCAGCUGUGAGAAAACAAAACAAAAACGCAGCGGCGUCCUCGUCGGUUUAUUCUGAUUAUCAGGUUGAAAAGGCUAAAAGAAAUUGUGUUAGCUUUCUAGUUAGUUUGCU
This is a messenger RNA of Toxotes jaculatrix (banded archerfish), 2966 nucleotides long. RefSeq names its product zinc finger protein 449-like. The record is from RefSeq and is a predicted model, not a curated record. Gene Ontology annotation, biological process: regulation of transcription by RNA polymerase II. NCBI's taxonomy places the organism in Eukaryota, Metazoa, Chordata, Actinopteri, Toxotidae. The transcript has 6 exons. The coding region runs from base 13 to 1170 and encodes 385 amino acids. Gene Ontology annotation, molecular function: RNA polymerase II transcription regulatory region sequence-specific DNA binding; DNA-binding transcription factor activity, RNA polymerase II-specific. Gene Ontology annotation, cellular component: nucleus.